AUGUGCGACGAGCUUACGGCGUUUUUGCUGCUGUUGCCGGGUGCCGGGGCAGAGGUGCUCCCGUUUGCAGUGCUGCUGCCUGCAGAUGACUGCUUCGACUGGAGCGGUGAAGCCAUCCCGCUCCAAUGGCGCCUCAAGAUUGCCUCCAAGGACGACUCAGAGCUGAUUGCCCUACAGCUGCAGCAGGCAUGGCCGCUUGGUGCUACAGCCUGGACGCCUACAUCUGCCCAGUUGCAGUCUUUGCACGACUUUGCGAGGGAGACCUUCUCGCUGGUGGCCGAAACCCCUGCGAGCGCUUUUCCACUUUUGGCACCCCUGAUCGAGGGCCGAGCCAGCGCAGAGGAUGGACCUUCUUGGGCGGAGAAGGUUCUGGACUCAGCGACUCUGUGCGAAGUGGCUGCUCAUUCCAGAGGCCACCGGCCUGAGCAGUCAAGUCUUCUGGAGAUGUCGCUGCGUGCGACAGGCAAGAGCAGGAGCGACGAGGAGAGCAAUCUGUGGCUGGCCAGGCAUAUUGCCACCACCACCAUGGAGGGUCCCCUUGCCGAGCUUCUGCGUGGAUCUCCAGAUGGUGGAUACUUGGUAACAUCACGCUACGCCCGACGUUCCCAUCGCUUGCUUCGGGCCUGGCCGGGCCACUCCGCCGCCAAGGCGGCGCUGGCCACGGGCAGGAAGAAAGCCCAGACGGAACCUGCACCCGGCUCUUUGCUCCUCUUUCUGCAAGAGAGAUAUGGCUUGGAGGUGUCUGAUGCUGAGCAGUGCAUAGUGGAGGCAGCCGAUGGGCCGGCUCUGCGGCCUCUGGCCGCGGGAUGCGGUGGUGGCCAUGCCGUGACCUCCCUGUCAGAAUGGCUGAUGGAGGGAGGAGGAGGACACCUCUCACGAGCAGAUGGCUCCGACACCGUCAGCCCUUGUCCAAGCCUUCACUCGGUGGACGAUGCAGGCACAACGAUGGGGCCGAUUCGUCUGCUGCCGGAGUUUCUGGCGCCACACCCGCUACCUCCUCGCCUGCAGCUGGCCUUUCGGCUCCUGCCGGUCGUCUUGCAGAAGCUGCGCCGCCUCGAAGUUCUCUUCGGAUUGAGAAGGCAGAUCCUGCCAUCCUUGUCCUCCCAGGGCACUCGUUCGGAAUUCACGUUUGAGCUGAAGCCAGUGUUCCAGCGGCCGAGCUACGACACCACCGGCCGACGCCACGCGCUCUGCAGCGAGCGCCUCCACUUCCUCAACACGGAGUCGCGGCGGCUGAAGCAGGUGUUGGAGGAGGAGUCAGUUGCGAUGCACCUGAGCCCGGUAGAGGCUGACUGGGCUUUGGAGGUGGCCACCACCUUCACGAGCGCCUCCGAGCCCUACGAUUCCACGCGCUUGGCGUGGUUGGGCGACGCGGCGGUUUUCCUGAUUGCAACUGCUUGGACUUCGCUGGAGGCUGACCAUCCCCUUCAACAGCGCCAGCGUCGAGUGGCCGCGCUGAUCUCGAACAGGUGCCUUGCUCGCCUGGCGCUGUCGGGAUUGGAGCUGCCGCGCUAUUUGCAGACAGACCCAGUGGGCUCGCGUGGAGCCAAGCAGCCGCUGGGCAAAAAGGCGCCGGCCGAUGCCAUGGAAGCCCUACUCGGUGCGCUGGUGCUCGCAGGUGGGCUCUCGGCCGCUGCGCAGCUCCUGCGCAAGCUUUCUUGGUUCGACUCUGAGGACGGCAGUGGCUCCCUGGUGCCCGCUGGGGCUCCAGAGACGGCGGCUGGUUUUCUGGGCGCGGCGCUAGUCCGCUUCUCCUGCUCAGCCUGGCUCGUGAGCAACUAUCCGCAGCUGGCAGCCGACGGCCUCUCAGACCUUCGACAGAAACUUCUCUCUGCGACGCUGCCGGCAAUCGGUCUUCGCCAAAGCCUGCUGCCUCACCAGGGGACAGGACAUUUGGCCAAUGACACUCUUCAGCCUGAGAUGCUGGAGCAAUUGGUGGGCGAGGCGAUUCAUCUUCCCCUUGGCGAUAUCCAUGUUGCCUUGUCCGAGCUGUGGACACAGCUGGAGCCUGCUGUGGGGAUAAAAUGGUACUUUCAUGUCGUCUCACUUUUGUUUGCCGCUUUCUGUCCAGGCCAGCCGCUGGAGCCGCUGGGAGAAGGCAGACCCAAUGAAACGCCCGCAGCGGACCCAUCCUCAACGCACGAGGGACCACAGGGCGGAGCCGAUGCAGAGCCGCCGCCAGAAGACCCCGCAGACAAGCCAGAGGCUGUGACUGUCUCCGGCAGUCCGACGACCAUUUUGGCGGGCGUUCUUCCUGCAAAUCUCGCUGCCAUGGAGAAGGGCGUCAAGGAAGUGGAGGAGUCCUCGCUGUCUCUUUCGGGCCUCAUCCCGCCCAUGGGACAUCCUCCGAGCCUCCGGGAGGCCUCUGCCUUCGUGGGCGCGGCGAAGAGAGCAUCCCUGAAGCAGCCGCUGAAGUUCGACAACGUGCAGGACUUCAUCGUGGACUGCCUAAGGCAGACCAACCACGCCGACGGCUCCGACACACCCUCCUCGGUCGCGGAUAAGGAGAAGGACGACGAUGAGCUGCUCAAGGUGAGCUCCGCGGAAGAGGAGUUGGCCCGGCUGAAGGUGGAGACCAUGCGCUACAUGGUGACCUCUGUGAAGUACAGCUUGGGGGAGUCCCUCCACACCAGCCGAGUGAUCUACUUCACCAACGACCAGGCCCUCAAGGUGUCACCAGUGCAGAUGCCCAUGGUGAGGGAGGCGCUGGGAAUCCAUGAGCCCAAAUUGGUCAUCCGCCUGGUGCCCUGCCAGAAGGGCCGGACGUAUUGGGAGGGCCGGCCAGCCAUCAAGAAUAUCCUUCCUACCAAGGCCAAUCCUGAGCUCGAGGGCCAUGAGCAGCUGGUGGAGACGGACCUGAACCUCAUUGCCCGUGAGGUUCUGCUGCCUGUGGCCAUGAAGACCCAUGCCCUCAUCGUUGGCACGAGCUCCUGCAGCCUCACGAGGGCAUUCGCCGAAGUGAGUGCGCCUAUCCAGCGCCGCUAUGGGGAAGCCUGCCCGUUUCGUAUGGUGAUUUUUGAGCAUGCUUGGAACCUGCACGUGCGCUCCACCAUGAAGAGCGACAGCGUGGAGCACAUUCUGAAAGAGAAGAGUACCUCCUGGAGCAACGCCAACUUUGUGAAGGCCCUGUCCCACAAGUUCGGCUGCGAUCCAGCAUUUUGGCCCCAGCAGAAACUGGUCAAGGGGGCUGCAGCCUACAUGGUCUUCGAAUGCUUGAACGAGGAACGCCUGCACGACUCGCGCGCGGCUGUGCAGUUCGAGAACAUGUUCAUCACGUCCCUGCACACCUACCUGCCGGUCUUGGCGCUUUGGACUAACGGAGACCUGAACACCUUGAGCCCGCAGGUGGCCAACCACGUGACGUGUGGCAUCCCCCUGAUCAUCAUGGACAGCCGGCACCAUGACUUGGUCGAUGCCGACGACGUGGAACCCGCGGAUGAUGGCUUGGAAAGCAGAUUCGGCUUCUCGGACCCGUCGAUGCAAGAGACUGUGCGCAAGCUGUCGACGCUGGGCAAGGCUCUGAACAAGAGAGGCCUCUACGACAUGCACAUCGCGUCGGCGCUGAGCUGCGUGCGGACGGGGGUCAACAACAGCACUGGCGGCUCGGGCCCGAAGACUCGCUUGGACCGGAAUCAUUGGCUUUACGACGCCAUCGUGGACGCCAUGGUUGAGGCGGCCCAUGGCGAUCCUCCCCCUGGAUUGGAUGGAGACGACAACAUGACUGACCUCGAUGGCGGUGAGGAGCUGAUUAGCAAGGCUACCGAGUUCUUCCUCUCCUACGUAGGCGACCAGACGUACAAGGAGGCGCAGGUGAACACCAGCCGGAUGGAGGAGGCCAUUCGGAACCUGGAGGCGUGCACGACGUGGCAAGAGCUCGAGGAAACCUGGAAGCCCGAGAGCAAAAAGCUGCACAACGCCAUCGCCCACAACGGCUGGGAUAAGGUCACCAUGGAGGGAAGCGCUUCUGCCGAAGGGGUGCCGGUGAUCCUCGCCAGGCCCCGGAAUGAGUUCUUGCCGACGGGAUUCUUCAAGUUCGAGCUCAACCGAGAGUUGGAGCAGAUGGGGGUCUCCGUCACCGAGGCCCAGCGCUCGCUCCUCGCCCAUCUGCGCAAGUGGCUCCGGGCCGACCGAGACUACGAUGCCAAGACGUCAGGACCGAAGCGACUGCUGAAUGACAAAAAGAAGUGGCUGGCCGUGUACGACAUUCUGAAGACCGGCCACGUGCACAGCUGCAGCCUGAGCGACUAUCGUUCCCUUAAGCAUCUGAUCCAGAAGCUCUCCCGGUCGGAGAGGCUGCCCGACAGCAGCAGCCUUGAAGCCCUCCUGCUCCUACGCUGCGCGUGGACCCUGGCGGACAUCUUCAACGAAAAGGCCGCCCAGUACAAGUUCUGGGCGAAGAUGGCCUAUGCCACCUUGCUCCUGAUGGGUGUUGUUGUUGUCGUCUUCACCACAGCUCAAUGGACAGUGGAUGUGCCAGACCAGACGAAGAAGUAUGUUGUUCUUGGCCUGGGCUUGGGAUCCAGCAGCCUAGCGGCUUGGAUCACCUUCACCGAUCCGGGAAGGAAGUGGCUGAAACUUCGAUCGGGGUCACAGAUGCUUCAGGCGGAGAUCUGGCGCUUCAGGACGAGGGUGGGUGCCUAUGCGACUACGGACAUGACUCACUUCAAUGUUGGGCGGGCUGAGGCAGAGCGCCGUGCUGAGCAGCAUUUCCAGAAGAUGAUUGUCCUUGUGGCGGACACCGUGUUGAGUGCCAAAGUCCUCGUCUCCAGCAAUACGACCACAGACGAUGUGUGCAUUCGCUUCGAGGGCACCAGGCAGCAUCUGGAGGAGAUGAUACACGCGAGGUUGAGCCAGUAUAGGCUGACAUCCGCCCACUUCAAGCACAAGCAGUACCAGCGAGCGACGCCCGAAGAUCCACCAAACGCCGAGGACAGCCACCAUGCACCGGCCAGCCCAGAUGACUACAUCGCUUGGAGGCUGUCUCCACUCUUGAGGUUUUACCAGAAGCGUAUUCCAACCUACCAGCGCCGGCGGCUGCUCAUGCAAGCCUUGUUCAUGAUUUCCACCACCCUCACAGCAGUCUUGUCGGCGGCCGACCAGACUUCCUGGACGGCCAUUGUCGUGAGCAUCUCCAGCGCACUGGGAUCGUGGCAGGAGUUCUCGGGCGUAGACAAGAAGCUGGAGCGAUAUGGCAGCGUUGUGGGCAUACUUCGGAACAUGAUGCUCUGGUGGCAAACGCUGCCCGACGUGGACAAAGCGAACAUCCGUCACAUCGAGAACCUGGUGGAGAGGACGGAGAACGCAGCCUACUCAGAGCUGUCUGCAUGGCUGAGCGAAGCUCAGCAAGCCAGGGAGUUGGCGGAGAAGGCUGCUUCGCGCGAGCAGGGCAAGCUCAGCGAGAUGCAGCAGAAGCAGGGGGCCGGACGCGAGCAUUGA
Molecule: messenger RNA, 5436 nt
Organism: Symbiodinium natans
Lineage: Eukaryota; Dinophyceae; Suessiales; Symbiodiniaceae
Source: the annotation of a GenBank genome assembly